AUGGACACAGGUGUUGAUCUUGAGAAGAACGUGGCAACAGUGGCGAAGCUGUUCUCGUACACGUGGACGAUGGGUGCCUUCCUGUGCAAGAUGGUGCACUACAUGCAGAGCGUCUCCUUCGUCUGCUCCGUGCUCACACUCACUGCUAUGAGCAUCGAGAGGUAUUAUGCUAUCGUGCACCCGAUGCGAGCCAAGUACAUCUGCACAAUCAGCCAGGCGCGCAAGAUCAUCCUGGGAAUCUGGUGCGCAUCCUUCCUGCUCGCCUUGCCCGCCAUCUUCGUACAGAUCCACCUGCCGGUGGGCCUGAAGGUGCAGGCGUUCUGGUGCGUGCGCGACUGGGAGCACGAGGCGCUGUGGCGGCUGCACGAGCUGUACAUGCUGGUGCUCAUCCUGGUGGUGCCCACGUGCAUCAUGGCGGCCGCCUACACCUCCAUCUGCUGGGAGGUCUGGCACGUCAUGCAGCGCCGCUGCGACAUGACCGCCGGCCAAGGACUACAUGUCAUCUCCACGAUCCCAGUGAAAAAAGAACGUGAAUUUGGCCACCGCGAGUCGCUGCGCAAGAUCAGCCAGGUGAAGGCCGAGCAGGAGGCCGGCACCGUCAAGCAGGUGAUCAAGAUGCUGGUGGCGGUGGUGGUACUGUUCGUGCUGUGCUGGGGCCCGCUGCUGGUGGACAAUGUGCUGACCGCCUUCCGUCAGCUGCCGUCCUACCGCACUGACAGCCUCAAGCACAUGGCCACCGCCUUCCACCUAAUGGCCUACUUUAACAGCUGCAUCAACCCGAUCGUGUACGGCUUCAUGUCGAAGAACUUCAGGGAGAGCUUCUACAAGGCGCUGUGCCGCUGCUGCUACCGCGGCAGCGCCGGCCUGCGGCUCCGGCCAUCCUCGUUGUCCCACACUCGCAGCACUUCAGUCCGCUACACCACGGACCCCAGCUGCGGGCGGCGCAUCUCGGUGACAACGAGCGCCUUCUGAUGGCUGGCGGGCUGGUGCUGCGGGCGGCGAGCGCCGGCGGCCGGCAGCACCGCCCGCUGCGGGGGCAGAGCCAGGGACAGAGCCAG
Molecule: messenger RNA, 1058 nt
Organism: Schistocerca nitens (vagrant locust)
Lineage: Eukaryota; Metazoa; Arthropoda; Insecta; Orthoptera; Acrididae
Product: gastrin/cholecystokinin type B receptor-like
Exons: 10
Coding region: 1-972 (323 amino acids)
Biological process (GO): G protein-coupled receptor signaling pathway
Cellular component (GO): membrane
Molecular function (GO): neuropeptide Y receptor activity; peptide binding
Source: RefSeq, a predicted model, not a curated record